UCCCUGCACCCUUGCAUACACUGAGAUUGGUGUGCCCGUCCAGCCAGUUCACUCCUCUGAGUCACUGGGGACAAAGGAUGCUAGUGCUCAUGUCCUUGCCAUGUCUUUGAGACCCUUUGUGGGAAGUUACUCCCUGUAGAAGAGGGUACUCUUUGGGAUCUUUUGCCUUCUUGUUUUCCUUCACCUAUCAUAAAUCUUAGGUAAAGUCCCUGAAUUUCACAGAGCUCCUGAUCUCCUAUGAGAAUUUACUGGCUGCAGUCCUGUUGUUUGUUUUCUUGGUACCUUGUCUUUGGGCCAGCUUGCUCUUUUUUUUGGCUGAACCUCUUCUGUGCUGUGUACUGUUUCGUACAUACCUUGCAUUUUAACCUUGUUCCUGGUGUGGCUCCUAUACCCGUGCACAUACAUUUCCUCUAUCCAUGCUCCAGCCUAAGCACCAUCCUGCUGUUACUCCCCAGCAACACAUUCCCCUUUUCCUCUGCUCUCUGGGUGGGGAAGACAGCAGCAAAUUCACUGCUGCACCAGCAAAACCUUUUCUGUUAGUGGAACAAAGCCCUCAGGCAUCAGUGGGAUGAGUUAGCAGUGGCCUGACAAAGGCUUUGUGAAAAACCAUCGUCCUCCCCUCUGCCUGCUCCGUGCCAGAAGCUGUCGCUGCUGGUUUCUGGGGUGACUGAGGUGAUUGAUGGGACUGUGGGGACUUUGUGUGGGUGAGUGUUGCAGCCACUGCAGGAACCCUGCUCUGCUUGUUGGGUUUUUCAUACUCGAUCUUGGCUGAGAGAUGGCUGUCCUGGCUGCCUGCACAGUUUUGAGCUGCUGUGGGGGCACGGGGCAGCGUGGCCAGUGUGGUCUGUGAAUACACCCUGUGACUGGGAGCCUGCAGAAGUGUGGUGGGUUGUUCAAAGAUGCCUCAGUCUCUGCCACUCCUUAAAAGGCAGUGGAUUGAGCUGGCCAGUGUCUCCUUACAGCCCACUUGGCUGCUGGCAGCUCUGGCUGCCUCUCUCCAUCCCAGGGAGGCGUUUAGUCCUGUGGGGAUGGAGGUGACUCCAGUGGGAGGGCUUUUCUCCCAGCGCAUGCAGAAAGGGCUGGAGAUGCAGAAAUCUGCAGCAAUGCUGCUGGGUGUGCUUUCUGCACUUAGAAGGUUUCAAGUGCCACUUAGCAGCCCUGAUGGGGCACUGUGAAGAGCUCAUCAUGGGGGGAUCCUCUGCUUUGUUGGAAGCUGUGGGUGGGAAAAAAAAAGGUUUCUUGUGUCCAUAGCUUCCUACAUAGAGUAGGGCUGUUUUCUUGAGGAUCUGUGGCAGGGAGCAAACUGCCUGGGAGCCAGUGCUGGCUGUGCAGCCUUUUGGUGAAAAAAUCCUGCUCAUGCAGCCUGGCUCCAUCUCAGGAGCAUCCCUGCUGAGCACAGGGAUGAGAGGGAUGAGACCUGUGUGCAUUGCACCAGCUCCCCAGAACCAGUCAUGGACUAGCAGCUGGGCUGUGUUCAAGUGCUUCAGCUUCUUGGUCAUUGCUGUGGGAAUUACAUCCCUCCUGAGCCCUUUUUUCUCCAGGCUAAACAAGUGAAACUCCCUUGUUCUGCCCCUGACCAUCCUCAGCAGGACUCUCUGACUCCCUUCUUCAUGUAUGUGGAAACAGUAUCCAGGUGUGGUCUCACCAAUUCUAGAUCAAGGGAAAUAACCCCUUCCUUUGUCCUGAAAAAUACAUGACUCCAGUUCUAGCAGCUUGGUGGUGGGAGUGAACAGCAGCUUCCCAGAAAAUUUGGACUGAACUUCUCUUGAAAGGGUAUUUUAGUGCUGCCUUUGCCAUCCUGUCACUGAAGUGAGCAUUGUUUGGGAAUGGGGUUGGUGAGGGCAGGCAUUCAAUAGGGCUAGAGAGGUGACAGGGAUCUCCAUUCAUAAGGAUGCUUAUCCUCAGGAGGGACAAGAGCAUGAACAAUCUUACGUGGCUUUAAGGUUAACCCUGUUGGGAGGAUAAAGUUAGACCAAAGACCUUUGUUUGUAAUAAUUCCUAAUCCACUUGUGCCAGCAAUCCCCCAUGUCCUCCCAACUGCUUGUGUUCUGUAUCCCUCCUCCCGGUACGUGCAACAGCUCUGACAUUCAUUGCCUGACCACUAGUCCCUCCCUAAGCCCUCCAUAAUUGCUGGGCUGGUUUAGCAUACUGCAGGUCCUGAUAAUGGAGGAAGGAAGUUUGUUUUGUAAUUGGAUUAGCACUGCUGGGAACAGCUUGUGCACAGUGUCAGGGCUGAGCUGGUACAGCCCUGGCCUUGUCCCAUUCUGCCUGGUUGUGGGUCAGCUUGGGGCUGUCUUACCCCUGCACAGGACUUCAGUGACCAGAGUGAUGCUCACAGGGCUGUCUCCCAUGAAGACAGUUCAGGCUGUUAAGCCCAGAGAGGACAAGACACCAGGGAGACCGUAAAGCCCCUUCCAGUGCCCUCAGGGUCUGUAAGAGAGCUGGAGAGGGACUUUGGACAGGGGCCUGGAGUGACAGGACAAGGGGGAAUGGUUUUAAACUGAAAAAGGGCAGCUUUAGAUGAGAUAAAAAUUAAUUCUUGGCUAAGAGAGUGGUGAGUCCCUGGCACAGGUUGCCCAGAGAAGCUGUGGCUGCCCCAUCCCUGGAAGUGUUCCAGGCUAGGAUGGAUGGGGCUUGGAGCAACCAGGGAUAGUGGAAAGUGUCCCUGCCCAUGGCAGGGGAUUUGAACCAGGUGAACUUUAAGGUCCUUUCCUGCCCAAAUGAUGCAAGGUCCUUUAAGGUCCUUUCCAAUCCUAUGAUUCUAUGAAAAUACGUAGUUUUGGAGAAUGGAGGCAACCAAGAGAGAUAGAGGGCAGAAUUGGAGCUUGCCCACCUGGAAAGCUGGGGUGUGUUCACUGAAUUCUGUCCCUAAUGUCUCCCACCUGCUAGAAAUGAAGCCCUUUGGUUAGUGACAAGCCUCACAUUACCCAUGCCAGCACAAGUCAUCGAGGCUCCUAGGUACCUCAGAGGUUGGAGAGAACCUCAUGGGACUGGGUUAAACCCUCACAUUGUCAUCCAUGCUCCCUUCCUGCCCCUCUGGCCAUGAGAAGUCCUUGCCUAGAGAUGAGUUUGAAACCCCAGCCCUAGCAGGGAUGCUUAAGUUCACAGCUGAGAAUGCUGUGCCUUGUGUUUUGCCUCCAACCCAGCAAUCUACAGGAGGAUCAGAUAUCUCAGCAGCUCAGCUGCCAGAGUUUUGAGCAAAGGAGAGAAAUUUGCUCCUGAUCCGUUCAGGCUGCCAGUGGAAUGUGCAGGGUAGCACAUACCCAGCACACUUGUGCACUGGCACAGAUGUGGCCCAGCUGAAUGCUUCCUCUCUAAUCUUUUUCUAAAGACUAAAUGUUUGACCCAAAGGACAAGUUUCAACUUCUGACUUGGAGACCACCCUCACUCAGUCCCUUCAGUAUGCUUCUCAGCAUCCUUCCAAACCAUUUGCUUGCUCCUGGUGUCCUGUUUGGAAAUUGUCCCAACACAUCUCUGUUUGGAUGCCUCCACCUACUUUUGAGUCUACACCUGUGAGCAGUUCUCUCCUUUUCCAUGGACAAUUGGAGGCCUGUCUCCAAACCACCAAGCUCAUGCACAUAGAAGGAGAAAUUGUUUUAAGCUAAAAUGAAUAUUGACUUAAUUAGAUACAAGAAGUUUUCUACAGUGUGGGUGGUAAAACCCUGAUACAGGUUGCUCACAGAGGUGGUAGAGGUCCCAUGUGUGGAAACACUGAAGGCCAGGUUGGACAGGGCUUGGAGCAACCUGAUCUAAUUAAAAAUGUCCCUGCUCACAAUAGGAGGUUGCACUAGAUGACCUUCUGACCCACACCUAGGAUUCUAUGAUCUUCCAGGUGAGACCAUCCCAGCUUGCUAGUGACAUGGCUGUGUCCCUCCCCAGAACAUCCCAGGCAUGAUCGUUCCACACUACCAGCCCUCACUUCUUGCUGUUAACAUUAGUGGGGGUGUCCCAAGACUGAGGUGGGGAACAGUGCUGGAAGGUGCUCAGAGACAUUCCCUUACUUGGUUAGCUGGUUCUUCCUCUUGUUAAAUCCAUACCUGUGACUUCCAGCACUGGAAACUGGUUCAUACUGGGUGCAAAUCAAAUUUCUUCUUUAAAUCUAAACAGGCUAAAUUACUAUAAAAGCAUAGAAUGGUUUGGGUUGGAAGACACAAAGCUCAUCCCAGCCCUCUGUCAUGGGCAGGGACACCUUCUACAAUGCUCUGCAUCACAGUCAAAAUUAAUUAUCAAGGAGAAAUCAUUAUCCAGAAACAAUGUAUCUGUGAUAAAUUCUGUUUACACUCGCUAUUCUGUCUGGGAGCUGGGUUUCUUUCAAAAAAAGUCUCAGAAAAUACGAAUUGUUUGAAUCCCUCUUUUCCAUUUUCUGGAUGUGGAAGGCACAUUGGCUGCAUUUGUUGGAGGUUUGAGCCAUACCCAGGUUUUCUUAAAACUGGCUCUUCUUUCAUAGGGAGGUGACUUUGCUCCUUCCCUCCUUGAUGUCAUGCAGCCCCUCCUGUCUGAGCCUCAUCUCAUGCAUUCACAGUGUGUCCUCAGCCAGUGGUUGUACCUCAGGCAGUCUCUGUCCUUCCUAUAUCACUCAGCUUGAUAACCUGCACAGCUGCCAGUCUUUCUCUUAAUUUCCACCAUGAAUAUGUGUGUGCUGUAUUUUUUCUCCAUUAAAUGGCAAGCCCUGACUGUCUGUGUGAGACUGGCAGGCUUGCUGCAUGUCCCCAUGCUGUGCCUUGCUGCACAUCCACAGUGCACUGUGAUUUACUGCCUGAGCACAGCUUCUGCCCACAGGUACUGCACAUUCACAGCAGGCCUGGCUUUGGUGUGCUUGCUCUGACCGUGUCCUGGUUGGCAGGGAAGGCUCAUGCAUCACUUUGCCUCCAUGUAGAGUGAUGUCUGAGCAACCCACAGCUCUUUCUGGUAACUCUGUAAGGAUUGCAGGCUCUCUGCUGCACCUAACUCUCUAAUUCCUGCCUUGGCAUCUGCAGUAAAUGUCUGUUACCAGGGCCCUUGGGGCACAAGGCUGGCUCGCCUUUUGACAGCCUCACAGGUUGCUUGGGAUGUGGAGUGGGAGCAUCUGUCUCCUGUGGCUUGGUGUGGGGAUGGGAUGGGGUGUCUCAUCCUGCCGGGGGGACAGGACACAGGACACUCUGCUCUGCUCUCCAUUAACAGCGCAGCUCCGGGGCCUGCGUGCGCUGGGCCAGGGGAGGCGGCCAGGGACCAUCCCUCCGUGAUGGCAACAGCUCGUUUCCAUUUAGAUAGAGGAAUUUCAAUCUCAGUAUGUCUUCUCUUCACCACGGUGCGACUCAAGACCCAAAUUUACAGUUUUCUUCCCCAUACAACGCCAGAUGCUCUCUGGGCUCAGGAACUGCAGCGCGUUCAGGGAAGCUGCCGCCCGGCCCAGGGGACAGCUGGGGGCGAGAACGCGGCUUCUCUGUAGCGCCGCGGGUCCCCACAGCAUCUCCGCACCCCAAACUGCUGCACCGCCUGCAGCACAGGCGCCCGCGGGGAGCAGCGGGGCGGAGAGGGGACACGGCACGGCGGAGAGGGGACACGGCACGGCGGAGAGGGGACACGAAACGGCGGAGAGGCUGCCGCUCGGCGGGCGCUGCGGCGGCACCGGGCCGGGGGCGCGGCUGGAGCGCGGCUGUCGCCUGCCGGCGGCACCGGGAGCAGCAGCGCCGAACCGUGUGGGGCGCGGUCUGCCUUAAGGAGGCCCGGCCGGACCGUGUGGGUUGAGGUCUGCCUUGAAGAGACCCGACCCGGCCCGGCUGAACCAUGUGGGGCGCGGUCUGCCUUAAGGAGGCCUGACCGAACCGUGUGGGGCGCGGUCUGCCCUGAGGAGGCCCGGCCGGACCGUGUGGGGCGCGGUCUGCCCGGAGGAGCCCGGCCCGGCGGGGGCGUGGCCGCGCAGCCAUGUCUGAGGGCGCGGCGGGAAUGGCGGCAACGGCGGCAGCGGCGCCGAUGGCGGAGACGCGGCUGCGGCGGAAGCAGCUGCUGAGCGCGGAGGAGGCGGAGCUGUUCGAGCUGGCACAGGCGGCGGGCAGCGGGCUGGACCCGGAGGUGUUCCGGGUGCUGCUGGACCUGCUGCGCAUGAACGUGGCGCCGCUCGCCGUGUUCCAGGUGCUGAAGUCGAUGUGCGCCGGGCAGCGGCUCCCGCCGGGCCCCGAGGGCGGCCCCGCCGCGCCGCCGAUGUCCGGCGAGACCCGAGGGAGAAAUAAAAGCAGCUCUGCUGUCAGUGGGUCACAGACUCUGGCAGAAAGAAGCAGCCGGGAAGGAUCUGCCCAGAGGAUGCCCCGACAGCCGAGUGCCAGCCGUACGCAGAAGGCAGGAACCUCUGGGAAGAGCAGCGGGGGAGGCAACAGUACCUAAAGAAGGCCUUGGAACACAUGGAUUUUGAUGCUUGAUAAUGUAUAUAAAUUGUGCUUGUUAAAGCUGCUUGUGUUAUAUGUAUUAACCUAAAACCAUGAUAUGUAGUACUGGGA
Molecule: messenger RNA, 6473 nt
Organism: Oenanthe melanoleuca
Lineage: Eukaryota; Metazoa; Chordata; Aves; Passeriformes; Muscicapidae
Product: mitotic-spindle organizing protein 2B-like
Exons: 3
Coding region: 5905-6360 (151 amino acids)
Cellular component (GO): centrosome; spindle
Source: RefSeq, a predicted model, not a curated record